Molecule: messenger RNA, 3397 nt
Organism: Castor canadensis (American beaver)
Lineage: Eukaryota; Metazoa; Chordata; Mammalia; Rodentia; Castoridae
Gene: Znf599
Product: zinc finger protein 599
Biological process (GO): regulation of transcription by RNA polymerase II
Cellular component (GO): nucleus
Molecular function (GO): DNA-binding transcription factor activity, RNA polymerase II-specific; RNA polymerase II transcription regulatory region sequence-specific DNA binding
Source: RefSeq, a predicted model, not a curated record
CUAGAAGCAGGACAGUAAGGAGCUUAAGGCCAAUUCCACCUUUUGUGCGUUCAAGCCGUGACAUCCCCCUCCGCCGCCUCGGUAGGGUUGCCGCCGAGCAGCCCUGUGCCCACACAGCACCCGAAGGCAGUAGCGCCUUGAACCUUGUGCACAUUGUGCGCGGCGGAAGCCGAGGACCUUAGCCGCCCGGAGCUGGAGGGAGGUUUCAGCCGAGGCCGCCGGACCGGCGUUUGUCGCCGUCACUCACGGCUUGGCUGCGUCCACCGGGUGUCAUGGCGGCGCCGACGCUGGCAUUGGUAUCAUUUGAAGAUGUGGCCGUGACCUUCACUGGGGAGGAGUGGAGUCAUUUGGACCUGGCCCAGAGGAUCCUUUAUUGGGAGGUGAUGCUGGAGACCUGCGGGCUCCUGGUCUCAGUGGGGCAUCCUGUUCCCAAGCCAGAGCUGAUGUACCUCCUGAAUUAUGAGCAGGGACUAUGGACAGGGAGAAGAGGACUCUCUCAAAGCACCUGUGCAGGUAAAAAAGCAAAACCUGACACCACAGAGCCUACUGCUUCUCACCUGGCCUUCUCUGGAGAAUUCCCUUUCCAAGAACUACUGACACGGAAAUCUGCAAAGGAUUCUAUUUUGAGGCAAACCGAGGAUGAUGAAAGGCUACCAAAAAUGUGUGAUGGGAACUUGAGGCCAGGAACAGAGCUCUACCAGGAGACCUGUGUUGGAAAGUUGCGCCAUAACCAUAAUGAUUUGGAGAUAGAUGAUGGUCUAAAAGUCUGCCAAGAGCAAGUCACUCCCCGAGAUGGUGGUGUUGAACAUGACUUCCAAGCACCAGGAAAAGACUCUGUGACUGAAGCAAGGAGCAACCCCUACAAGUGCAAAGAAUGCGGAAAACGCUUUAACAAGAAUUGGGCCCUGCUUCGGCAUCAACAGAUUCAUACUGGAGUGAAGCCCUAUGAAUGCAAUGAGUGUGGGAAAGCCUGUCGCUAUAUGGCUGACUUCAUUCGACAUAUGAGGUUUCAUACUGGCGAAAAACCACACCGGUGCAUUGAGUGUGGGAAGGCCUUCAAGCGCAGGUCUCACCUCACAGAGCAUCAGCGUGUUCACACUGGAGAGAAGCCCUAUGAGUGCAAAGACUGUGGUAAAGCUUUCAGCCACCGCUCUUCUUUUAUCCAACAUAAUUUGACCCACAGUAGAGAAAAGCCCUUUUUGUGCAAAGAAUGUGGGAAAGCUUUUUACUACAGUUCUUCAUUAGCACAACAUACAAAGAUUCAUACUGGAAAGAAGCUGUAUGAGUGCAGUGAAUGUGGAAGGGCCUUUACUCAUUGCUCCACUUUGAUCAGGCAUGAGAGGACCCAUACUGGGGAGAAGCCUUACGAGUGCAAAGAAUGUAGUAAAGCCUUCACCCACCACUCUUCUUUUAUCCAGCAUCUUAUGACCCACACAGGAGAAAAACCCUUUUUGUGCAAGGAAUGUGGCAAGGCCUUUUGUGACAGCUCUUCCUUAGUUCAACACAUGAGGAUUCACACUGGUGAGAAGCCUUACGAGUGCAGUGAGUGUGGGAAAGCCUUUACUCAGUGUUCCACUUUUAUCAGGCAUAAGAGGACACACACUGGGGAGAAGCCCUUUGACUGCAAGCAAUGCGGAAAGGCCUUUUGUGUUAGCUCUUCAUUAGUUCAACACAUGAGAAUUCACACAGGUGAGAAGCCUUACGAGUGCAGUGAAUGUGGAAAGACUUUUACUCACCACUCUGUUUUUCUCCGACAUAGUAGGACCCACAGUGGAGUGAAACCCUUGGAGUGUAAAGAAUGUGCAAAAGCCUUUUACUACAGCUCUUCCUUCAUUCGACACAUGAGGAUUCACACUGGAGAGAAGCCCUAUGUUUGCAGAGAAUGUGGAAAAGCCUUCACCCAAACUGCAAAUUUUGUCCGGCAUACUAGGAUCCACACUGGAGAAAAACCCUUUGAGUGCAAAGAAUGUGAGAAGGCCUUUUGUAACAAUUUUGCCUUAACUAGGCACAUGAGAACUCACACUGGAGAGAAACCCUUUGAAUGCAGUGAAUGUGGAAAGACUUUCAGCCACAGUACAUCGUUCACUCACCAUCAGAGGAUUCAUACCAGGGUUUAAAAGAUAUAAGAACACCUGCUGCAAGUCUGUCCCCUCAAUCAAUUUGCAUGAGCACAUAGUGCUGAAAUAUCUUUCUUUUUGUUCCCAUGCAAUGCACUGUAUGAUGUUUGCCAGGCAAGGUGACUCAAGCCUAUAAUCCCAACUACUUUGGAGGUAGAGAUCAGGAAGAUCAUGGUUGGAGGCCCACCUGGGCAUAAAGUUAGCAAAACCCCCCUUCUCGAUCAGUAAGCUGGGUGUUGUGGCCUACUGUCUGUGAUCUCAGUUUUGGUCAGACGGCAUAGGUAAGAGGAUCAUGGUCCAUAGCUGGCCUCAGGCAAAAACAAGACCUUACCUGAAGAGUAACUAAAGCAAAAACCAUUGGGGAUGUAGUUCAAGUGGUAGAGCAUGUACCUAGCAAGAAUUAGACCUUCAGUUCAAACUUCAUUACCACAAAACAGCUAGAGAAAGAAGGAAGAAGGAAAUAGAGAUAGAGAAGGAAGAAAGGAGAAAGAAAGAGAAUCUUUAAUACAACUAUUGAGGAAAGUCUUUUGCCAGAGAAAUAUUUUACUCACUAUGAGAGACUUCAUACUGAAGGUGAAUAUCAUAAUUGCCAUCCUGUGAAAGCUUUUUGCUGUACUUGUUAUCCUAAGUAUUAUAUUAGAAAUCAAUCUAGGCCAUGCCUAAUUCUACAUCUGAGAAUCAUCCAGAAGAGAAACACAGUGGAUAUCGUGCAUUUAGGUAAAAUGUCAGCAACAACUUUCCUUUUAUUUAAAAUAAAAAUGAGCUUCCAUAUUUUAAAGAAAAGAGAGAUGGGGGAAUAAAUAUAUAAGGGAAAGGAAGCGAAAUAUAUGCAUGACAUCUGUCCAAUUUCCCAAUCUAUGACAGUUUGUCAUGACGUGGAGAUGAGAGAUUUAAAAAGUCCUCAUCAUAAGAUGUGUUUUUUAAAAACCCUGAAUCAGGAAAGUUGGACAUUUAAGAGCACUUUGCCAACAUUACUUAAAAGUAUUCUUCUAAGACAUUGCCAUUUCUAUGCCUGCAAAAUACAAAGUCUUCCAUCUUGAAAUACUUAAACACAUGCACACAUCUGUACAUUUGCAGUGAAUUCUUGUUAUUUGUGGUAGUUAUAUCCUGUGAAUGUGAAACACACUAGAUUCUAAGUACUAAACAUUUUUUGCUAGCAGAAAUACAGGGUUAGUUUCCUAUAAGCCUCUGGCCCAAAUAUUUUCAUCAACCAAUCAAUACAUAAGUUUCUUACGGUUUUUGUAUUUGAAAACACCUUACCUGAUUAACAUAUAUUUCUU